CAAGCCACCACAAUAUAAACCCGUACCAAGAUCAUCCAUGACGUCCGUUUCAACUUCUUGGACGUCAAUAUUCUGUCCGUCGCACUCCGCCUCCACCGCCGCAAACGUCGCUCUCCAUCUCCGGUCCGUCACACUCCAGCUCCCUUCCGUCUCAAUCCAUUGAAAAGAUGAAGAGUGUAUAAGGUGAUGGUGUCCAAGCUUUGUAGCGUGCAAGAAAGGAAGCCCAGAAAGAAAAAAGUGAGCGGGAAGCAAGUAGAGAAGGUGCGCAGAUUCAACUGGAAAAUUGGAGGCAAAAGGUCACCAGUCCAAGUCUCCGGUUUACUCAAUUGAACCCUAGCUCCUUCUUCUCCAUUCGGAUCAUUCACUGGACUCGCUAUUCUGGGUUAAAUGUGAAGUCACAUCAAGCUAAUGGCUGCCUCUCGUGUCUUGAAAGCAGCCUUAAAGUACUCAUCUCCUGUCAUCUCCUGGAAAUCUGUACCUUCUCUCCUUCUAACCCAUAUGCAGCUCAUUCUACUUUUUAUUGACCGGUUUGCUUCAGCAAACCAUAUCAACUUGUAUUGAACGAACCGGACUGGGGCUCCACUCCGGCAAGGAAUCAAGGGUGAGAAUAUGUCCGGAGCUUGCAGGUGAAGGCAGGUACUUUGCGAUCGGGUCUAAUCGUAUCGAUGCAUCUAUUAAUUUUUCCAAGGAGUCGCCCCUGUGUACUACACUGUGUAAAGAUGGGUACAGCGUGAGAACAAUUGAGCACCUGCUUUCUGCUCUAGAGGCAUGUGGAGUAGACAAUUGUCGAAUUGAAGUGGAAAACUCAGCCUCUAAUGAUCGAUCUGUUGAGGCAGGUUCCUAUAUUUGAUGGGUCUGCAAGGGAAUGGGUGAAAGCUAUAGAUGAAGUUGGUUUGGAGGUAGCUUCUUAUUACGGGGGCCAAACGUGUGAGAAGUUGGCACCAUAUGUUAAUGAACCUGUUCAUGUAUGGAAAAAUGAUGCGUUUAUUGCUGCAUUCCCUUGCUCAAACAUCAAGAUAAGCUAUGGAAUUAACUUUCCACAGGCACCUGCAAUUGGCUGUCAGUGGUUUUCUUGUUCAUUUUCUUCAGAUAAUUUUGUCUAUGUGGAGCAAAUAGCUUCUUCAAGAACAUUUUGUAUUUAUGAGCAGGUAGAACAGAUGUUGCAAUCAGGACUUAUCCAGGGCGGCUCUCUAGAAAGUGCAAUUGUUUGUAGUGAGAGUAGGGGCUGGUUGAAUCCACCCCUCCAUUACCCUGAUGAGCCAUGCAGGCACAAGGUUUUGGAUCUUAUUGGGGAUCUUUCCCUUUUUGCUAGAGCUGGCAGUCAGGGGUUUCCGGUAGCUCACAUAGUUGUCUACAAGGGAGGACAUGCACUGCACACUGAUUUCGUUCGCUACUUAUCCAGAAUGGACUGAAGAACAAAGGAAAGCUUCACUUAUCAGGGUCAUGGAGCGGAGCAUAUGAAUGACGAGGCUCUCUAGUACUGUGUUAAUGGAUAGGCGUAAGUGCAAAAUAGAUCAAAUCUGGAUGUUUGAUUGUUUCUAUUAUUUUCAGAAGAUACAAUCCAAAAGCUUUUAUCAGCUCAGUAGCAAAUAGUUUUGGGUAUUAGGAAUGGUAAUAUUUCGGACUGAGAGUUUUGAAAUACAUUUUACUUGAUGGGGAAUCACAUUGUUUGCUUCCAAGUUCCAAUUCGUCUCAACUCUGAAGUCUGAACCAUAUCAGGCAAUACAAUAAUAAUUUUAUAAUUUUGUUGGGCUCAUAA
Molecule: messenger RNA, 1759 nt
Organism: Cuscuta europaea
Lineage: Eukaryota; Viridiplantae; Streptophyta; Magnoliopsida; Solanales; Convolvulaceae
Source: the annotation of a GenBank genome assembly